AUGCUCAUGACUACUGCUGUCGUGACGUUCUUUCUACUACUGUGCAGUGAAACAUGUGUGACCAUCAAAGUCCCAGUGAUAUGGAACGAAGGUGACAGUGAAGUGAAAAAUAACGGAUUUAACGAUGAAGAGUUUACAGUGGAUGUGUUUAAACCCAAUGUCUUCAAGCAGGAUCCUGUACCUGUGGAAUACUUCCAAUACACAGCAAAAAAGCCUCAGUUUGCCGCUGACGUAGCUGCCUUUCACGGCGUUCCAUCUCCAGCUAGCCACUACAAGGCUUAUCCCGUGAGACCAUAUACGGGACAAGAAAAGCCUAAUUUGGGUAAUCAUCGAUUACAAGAUCAAAACAGAGAUAUUUUUUCUCCGUUACAGAAAUAUAUACAAAAACAAAAUGUAGACAAUUAUAACAGCCAAAUAACUCCAAUUGUUUCUAACUACGAUGUGUAUCACCCAUACAAAGCAGAAGAACCAGCUUUGCAGGAAAUAUACAAAGAUCCAGUUCUUGAUAAAAUUCGAAAUGAUCUGCGCGAUACUAGUAAACGUCUACAAAGUUAUGAAAAGGAAGCCGGUAAACCGCAAAUAGAGAGUGGCGAAUAUUUAGAAACUCCUGAAGAUACCGAUCGUAAAAAAGUGCCACAAAGAAAUAUACCAGCAAAAUAUGAAAUUCACAGACCGCAAAGACGUCCUAUUUAUUACAGGCCUAUUGCAAAGUAUCCUAAUCGUGAUCAGAUUUUAAAUCAUCGAUUUAGACAUCCUUGGAAUCAGAACUUCGUCAAAAUAAGGCCAGCUCAUUAUCAACCUUUAAAGCAUCACUUACAAAAGUUACGCCAACAUCAUGCCUUAACAUAUGACGAUGAACAAAACGAAUACCCGCAAAUACCUGCUGCAGAAGAAAUUGAACAACCUUCUGAUGGGUAUGAUAUAUAUGAAAAGGGUAAGCAAAAGUACGUACAAUUAAGAAAUAACUUGGAUGAAUCAAUAAAUCAAGCGGUGCGGAAAAAUCGACCACUAGUAUCACAAAAACUCGAACUACAACCAAAUGAGCAAUCUGAAAUCAAUGAAGAAGAUGAGUUUGUACCGAUAAAAAGUUAUGCUCAAGUACGAAAAACUGAGACUACCAAGCAUUUGCCUAAAUCGGCUGCAUACGAAGACGCAGAUACUUACGAAGAAAUACGUAAUGCACCUCGCCUUAAAGAAGCAGUAAAGACUACUAAAGCACAAACAGUUUACACAGAGGAAGGAUAUGAAGAUUCAGCAUAUGAUCACGCAGGUGAGCAAAAACAUGCAUCAGAUCAUGAAGCGCAUGGUGGUUAUCUUAAAGAAAACGAAAUCAGCGGUGGAAAAUACAAGAUACCCUCUGUUAGUAAUAAUCACGACGAUGGUAAGGGAUCUGCUUAUAGAAACCAAUUAUUACAUGGAGAAAAAUGGAAUAACAUCGAUAAAGACCAUGAUGAAGAAACCGAAUCUGAACUAUAUACAGAAACUGAACAUGAACAAUCUGCUGAAGCAGACACUCAAAAUAAAAUCACUCGAGAAAACGAAGACAGUCAAAGAAAUAAAAGAGAAAAUGAAUUAACAGAAGAUAAAGAAAAAAGCUUAAAUAAUACUGAACAUGAUGUAGGAAAAAGGGAAGUAAACUUUGAAGUGCCUGAUAUUGAUCUAAACUCAACUUUACUAACUGAAGCUGAAAUAUUAGAAAUAGCAAAAGAAAAAAUCAUAAAUAAUGACGAUAUUUUACACAAAUAUCCAUAUUAUUUUGAAAAUAUUACAACUAUCCAUAAAAAUUCUCCAUUGAGAUACGCUGAAAAUUUGAAAUUUAUACCAAAAAAAUCGAAUGGUGGUACUGAAUUUUACGAUUCAAGGUCGCACAUAAUAUGCCCAGAGGUUGAUAAAAAGGUCGAUGCUAUUCCAAAAAAGCUGAAGAAGAAGGGACAUCCUGAUAGCAAAGAAGAAGGUGCAGAUAGUGACGGUGCAGAAGAAAUAGACGAUGAGGUUGAGGAACAACCUCGACUAAGUGGACUUGGUGAUAAGAUAGAUUGUUUUAAAGCUAAAUAUUUUGGCGAAAAUCCAUUAGAUAGUCCUUUUUUUAAAGAAGAAAUUAUAACUAAUCCGGAACCCGUAACAGCCCCAAAUAUUUUAUCAUACCAACUUUCACAAAAAUUAUCCCAAAAAAAACCAAAAAUUACAGAAAAUAUUAAGCAUAACAGCUACGGUGACAUUUUCGAUUUAAUCAAUAAAAUGCGAAGUAGUGGAAUAUUUUUUGAAGAAUCGUUAGUUAAUGGUAGCAGAAGCAUAUUGAAUCCUUUAAAUUUCCCAUUGAAUACUUCUUUCAGCAGCAAUGAUCUGUCUCAGCAAUAUAAUGGUUUUACCGAUAAAAAAAAUAAUUUAAACAAUUCAAACAUUUCUUUGCAACCUUCAACAAAUAUGACUCAAAGAACGACUCAUGAUGAUACCUUUAACAAAACAAUUAAAUACGAGGCCUACAAAAAUAUAGAGGAUAUAACACAAACACCCAUAAGAACAAAACGAGCAGCACCAUUUAUUUACGAACCAUACAAAAUUAUAAGAGAUGGUCAAGUUCAGGAAUCAAAAAAGACAACAACUACAAGUAAUAUUAGUCCGCUUAUAAAACAACUUCAAUCUAGCAGAGUGGUUGAUAAAGUAAUAAAACCAGACAAAGACACUUCGAAAGGAAACUUAACUGCAACACGGACGUAUAAAGAUAUUGGCAAAAACGACAGGAUACAGUCGAAAAAUAGUAAAGAAGUCACUGAUUUAUCAAAUGCAAAAUUCGUUGAUGUAAAUACUGAUAAACGUAGAGGUGAACCUAGGUAUGAAUUAAGAAUAUCAAACCAUAAACCGGAAUAUACUCCUAUCGCAAACAAAAAAUCCAUGUCAAAACAAGAUUUCGAAGAACAAAUAAAGAAUGUUGAGUCUGAUAGAAAUCUAAGAAGAACACCUAAAACCUCAGAUGUCCAAUCUGCAGCUGCUUCUAAUAAAGUUCAGAGAACUUUUGCUACAACUCCGUCAAGCCAUAUUAUUAGUGACCAUAUGUCCAAAAAUAUAGAUGAUAAUACUGACGAUGAUGAAGAAUAUGACUAUGAAGAAGACUACGAAGAAGAAAAAGAUUUGGAAAUAAAGUCGACAACUACAACCACUACAACAACUAAACCAAUUUUCAAAAAGAAAAUAAGAACUACUUCUACCACAGAAGUCUCCAAUAAAGACCAUGAGUUAGUUACACAACCUCCUAAGUUAAAUUUAAUAACAAGAUUCCGAACGACUCCGUCUCCUAAGGAAGAAAAUGAUGACCUUAAUUUAAAAAAAACACUUCAUAAUCACAAUAAAGAGGAUAAUACUGAACUACCUAAGUAUAAAGAGAAGAAAAAGAAAAGCACCAAAACAACUUUAGUCACUGAUACUCGAAAAUAUGGAGAUGAUGAUAACAGUGAGGGUGACGUUGAAGAUGAUAUGCGAAAAGAAGAAGUCGAUGCUUUGAUUGGUAUUAAACAUGACAUGGAUGAGUAUAUUCCCUUGUAUGAAAAAGAAGAAUUACGAAAUAGAAAUCACAAUAGACAAGUCAUUGACUCUAGCGAGGAAGAAGAUAAUGAAGACGAUGAUAAUGACAGUAGUGAUGAAGAAGAUGAUGAUGAUGAAGACGAUGAUGAGAACAUUGAUGAAGGCAGUGAUGAAUCAAGUGAAGAAGUUGAAGAUAAUGAAAAAGAAUCUUCAGUCGUCAUAACAACACCCGAACCCACAAAACGUACAUUAAUUAGAACAACAGAAGCUCCUCUACCAACCACAGAAACAAAUUACAAACAAGAAAACCUGAAACCUAGGGUAUCAAAAAAGAAAAUUGAAAUUCACAAGGAACUCCCUGUAAAUAAGUCUGCUCCUCAUGUGACUCAAUUUAAACAAGAUAUAAAAGAAGUUGAAAUUGUAAAAGAAAUACCAAGAAAAACCAAUUCAAAAAAUCCUAAAAAGAACACUGAAUUAUUAGAAUUAUACAAAGAUGAAAAUUUGGCAAAAAAUAUCAAUAGACUGAAAGAUGUAGAAGUAUUUAAAGAGAACUUAAAUUUAAAAAGUGGACCAAAACAUGGUGGAAAUUACAGAAGUGCAAAACUUGUAGAAUUAGCUGAAGAAACAAGCUCUGUAGGGCCUAUGCAUGGCGGAAAUUUAAAAAUAGAUAAUAAAGAUGAACUAGAAGAAACUGAAAAAGAUGCUGAGACAUCACAAACACAGCACAAAAAAGCGGUAGAAUUUGAAUCUGUACCUUCAAGAAUGCAUGGAGGUAAUUUAAAGUCUAUUAAUAAUGAUAGACAUUUAAAAAAAUCUGAUGAUGAGAUUGCUAAAUUGACAGAACUUUUAGAUACUGACAAAAAUUCGCCUUAUUAUAGGCGUGGAGCUAAUUUAAAAGGAAAUCAGAGGCGUGGGAGUAUAAGAAGUGAAAGGCUGACAGAGCUGACUGAUCAGGAUAGAGAAAAUGAAGAUGAUUCUAGUGGCAGAUCCUAUGGGAGCAGCUCUGGGUCGUACAGUGGUAGGAAACAGGGAGGGCGCCCGAUGCAUGGUGGAAACUAUAGAAGUGCUAAGCUUAUUCAAGUUGAUACUGAAAAUUCAUCUGAACUUAGCCAAGAUACCGAAAGAAGGCCUUUGAAGGAACCUAAAAAUAGUGCAGCUGUGCUUUUGAAUAGUUUUGUACAAGCUGCCCCAAUACUGACUUCAACACCUGCUUAUAUCUUAGACCCCAGCAAGCGUAUGUAUUUUUACGUAGACCCGUAA
Molecule: messenger RNA, 4779 nt
Organism: Amyelois transitella
Lineage: Eukaryota; Metazoa; Arthropoda; Insecta; Lepidoptera; Pyralidae
Product: MATH and LRR domain-containing protein PFE0570w-like
Exons: 1
Coding region: 1-4779 (1592 amino acids)
Source: RefSeq, a predicted model, not a curated record